ACUGGCUUUAUACGUAAAGGUUGGGAUAGAGAGAGAGAGAGAAAGAGAGUCCAUUUUUACAGCCACGAACUUCACCGCCGGCACCGUUGAAGACCUGAAGUAGAGGCAGAUAACACAACGCUUAUAGUCAUAGAUAGUUUGGUACCUACUGGACUGGUUUUCUAACGGCAGAGGAUAUGCUUAAUAGGUUUAGCAAGCGUUGCUUUUGCACUGUUUCUCCUCGCCCAUGGCUUUUUGUAGGGUUAGGCAACCCUGGCGACAAGUACAAAGGAACUAGACAUAAUGUUGGCUUUGAGAUGAUUGAUGCAUUUGCGGAGUCACAGGGGAUUCCUAUGGACACAGUUCAUUCCAAAGCCAUCUUUGGAAAAGGUUUUGUUGGUGAAGUUCCUGUUUUCCUUGCAAAGCCUCAAACUUAUAUGAAUCUGAGUGGUGAAUCGGCAGGACCAUUGGCUGCUUAUUACAAACUACCUCUUAAUCAUGUGCUCGUGUUCCAUGAUGACAUGAACUUGCCAUGUGGGGUGCUUCGUCUCCACGACAAAGGGGGUCAUGGAAGCCACAAAGGGCUGAAGAGUGUGAUCUGUCACUUCAGAGGAAAUAGAGAAUUUCCUCGGCUAAGAAUUGGGAUUGGGAAGCCUCCUGGGCAAAUGGAUCCUAAAGCAUUUUUGCUUCAAAAGUUUAAUGUAACAGCUAGGCAACGAAUUGACGAGGCCUUGCAAGAAGGGGUUGAUGCCUUGAAGAUCGUUUUAUCUAAAGGUUUGGCAGAGAGUGCAAAAAGGUUCAACAAAGAGCAAAAGUAUAAGCACUUAAGAGUGCAGACAUUACCAGUUUGAUAGGAUUCAAUGAUGGCAAGUUGCAUUUUAAGUAUGAUUAGUUCUUCGCUUUUUAGGUUGCAAUAGAUUGCCUGAAUGAAUACCUAUGGAUGUGUAAAACUUAACGAUGGGAAAUGGGCUGAAUUUUGUAAACAUUAC
Messenger RNA from Gastrolobium bilobum, 968 nucleotides. Its product is annotated as peptidyl-tRNA hydrolase, mitochondrial. Lineage: Eukaryota; Viridiplantae; Streptophyta; Magnoliopsida; Fabales; Fabaceae. The coding region runs from base 177 to 830 and encodes 217 amino acids. Gene Ontology annotation, molecular function: peptidyl-tRNA hydrolase activity. The record is from RefSeq and is a predicted model, not a curated record. The transcript is spliced from 9 exons.